CUUGGUGUACGUUCAAACAAUAGAGAGAGAAUGAAUGGCUGCAUUCAGCGGAGUCAACCGCUAAGUAGUAAUCGAAUGAUUGGUCUCUACUUUCAAGUCCGACCAAUCAGCGUCGAGUGAAUUAUUGUACAUUACCUCAAGCGAGUCAGGAAGAUCUGCUUCAUUCAUUUAAAAGUUAUUCCGACGUGACAAUGUUUCAUUAUACUGUACCAAAAGAUGUGUUUAGAGCUACAUGGCAUUUUGCCGCAUUUAUGGAUGAUCCAACCUGUCAACCACGGAAAGUUUAUAUACAUUUGAAAGUCGGUAGUUAUCCAAUAAUAACUUUAAAUAAUGGAAUAUUUCCAACAAGUGCUUAUACCAAACAGGAUGAUAGUAUUGUAAUUACUACGACCACAACAUAUCAACAAAAAAAUGCAACUAUUCUUCCAGUUUAUGGACCUCAAUCUGGGGAUUGGUUUGUAGCAGCUUAUAUGUCCUAUUGGGACGAGAGAGUACAACAACAGGGACUUGGACAUAAAUGUCGAUACAGUAUAGGCACAGUAGCACUAUGGUCUCAAGUGGAUAAUAUUGAGAAUAUUUCCGUUGGUUAUCAAAUGACAUUCCAAACGAGCACAACUACAACAUACUACAAAAUAUAUAUUCCAUCAGGAGUAUGGAGCUUCCGUUUAUCAGUUUGGAACUGUAAUUUCUUGUUACACAAUAUUCAAGAUAUUCGCGAACCUUGUAUUGAAACUAUGUCUCUAAAAGGACGUGCUUUGCCAAUACUUAACCAUCUUUAUCGCAAGGAAUCCAAAUAUUUAACUACAAAUGCUAGUUAUACUUUUACAGAACUUUCUCCUUAUGAAGAUAGUUAUUACUAUUUAUUAGUCAUUUCGAAAAGUGUUAUCGAGUUUAACGUCAAAGUCGAUAUAUUAGAGUGCCCAGUUAGAUUAACAGAUACAUCUUUUACAAGAAAAUAUAUCGGUACUUUUUUAAAUUUUAAUUCCGUAACGGGAUCAAAUACCAAAGAUGUAUUAAAAUACAAGUGGUCGUAUAAAGAAAAUAAUGUUAGCCGAUUUUACAAUAGAAACAAACUUUAUCAAAAAAAUGAAGAAUAUGAGAUUGAUAAUGAAUGUAUGCCAAGGUAUCAAUUGGUGCGCGUAAAACAUGCAGAGACAUUUUCAAUUGUUUAUCUCUUGCAGAGAAAAGAGUGGUUAAGUUCACAGUUAAUAUUAUCAGAUGCAACUCCGACAAUAAUGCAAUUUGAUAUUUUGCCAUUAAUCGAUAUUGGUGGCACACUUGAUAUCGACAUACAUUCAGAAGUAGAAAAGCUGCCUUCAAUACAACAUCAAUCGGCUUUGAUUACAAUAUGCAUUCAAAGAGAUCGUAUACCUAAAUUAGGAAACCUCCAUUCUUGUCAAAGUGAAACUUUAUCGAUGAAUCUGUCGUCAUUAAACAAGCACAAUACAAAUUUUUCAAUAGUAUAUCCACAACCAGGCACAUGGUAUAUUAUUAGCCAUAUGAUAUGUUAUAACUGGAAUGGUAAAUCUGUACAUUGCCAAUAUGGAGAGAUUUCGAUGAUAAUGAAUGUACGCAUCAGAAAGUGCAUAUUUUCUGAUCAAAAACCUUGCGGUAAUCAUGGUAUUUGUCAAGAAAUUCAAAAGAAUGUUCUUCAUUAUGCAACAUGCAAUUGUUUUAAAGGUUACACGGGAUGGGAUUGCACCGAUAUUUCGAAUACUAUCACUGCUAUUUCUUCUUUUAUGAGUGCCAUGCUGCUUAUUUUGAGCAAUGCUUUUUUUAUACCAGCUAUAUAUAUAGCUAUAAAACGGAAAUUAUAUGCAGAAGGACUAGUAUACUUAGCUACUAUGCUGUUUUCGUCGCUUUAUCAUGCCUGUGAUCAAAAUGGUGGGCAAUUCUGUAUUGUCAAGUAUGAAGUUUUACAAUAUAAUGAUUUCUUCUCGAGUAUUUUGGCGUUUUGGGUUACAUUAGUAGCAAUGGCAAAAUUACCGAUCGAUUGUAUACCAUUAUGCCAUAUGAUAGGAGUUUUUAUUAUCACUUUCAGUAUACAAAUUGACAAGAUGUCUUUGAUCAACAUUUUGGUACCAUUAUCAAUGGGUAUUAUUAUACCGAUUUUCACAUGUAUCUAUCGCAUUGUUAAAUCUAAAAAAUGCAACAAACCAAGUCUGAAAAUACUGCUGGGUUUAUUUCUCGCUUUUGCAGGAUUAUUACUUUAUUCCUUCAUUGAAACGGAGGAAAACUAUCAAUAUGUUCAUAGUGUGUGGCAUAUUGUCAUGGCGAUAUCAUUAAUAUUUUUGCUGCCAACAAGAUCGAAACAAACUAUAUCAUUGAAAAAUACUUUUUUCAAUAAUGAUGGCGAGUCAUCAUGGUGUUACAAAGAGUCCCAUGAAAUCCCUACAUUUACAUUAAUUGAUCAAGAAAUUCAAACAAUUGUGUCAAAUUAAAAAAUAUAUUUACGAUGUACUAUGAAUUUAUGAAUAGUUUUUUCAUUA
This is a messenger RNA of Camponotus floridanus (Florida carpenter ant), 2489 nucleotides long. RefSeq names its product transmembrane protein 8B. The record is from RefSeq and is a predicted model, not a curated record. Lineage: Eukaryota; Metazoa; Arthropoda; Insecta; Hymenoptera; Formicidae. The transcript is spliced from 13 exons. Bases 192 to 2441 code for a protein of 749 amino acids. Gene Ontology annotation, cellular component: plasma membrane.